CGCGCGAGCUCGCUUCGCCGCGCCGCAUCGCUUCCGCGACAUCGUAUCGCCGCCGCGGUCGCGUUCGCACGCGCCGAUCGCGGUCGACGAAUCCGUCGCGCGCGUCUCCGGGCGAGGGGCGGUGAUCGAGGAAAAGUCUCGUUGAGAACCGCAACCGCACCGCUUCGACGCGUCCGUCGGUGAAUGCCUCCGAGGAAAGCGGCUGCAGACAACGCGAACAACAAAGCGACUAAGAAGACCGAAGGCGACGCCCCGAACGCGCCGGACGCGGUCGACGCGAAUCCACCCGCGCCGUCGAAGGAGCCGGCGACGGGCGUUCCCGCGCCGGCGAAGAACGCCGGGAAAGCGAAGGCGAACGCGGAAAACGCGUACGCGAACGAACCGAAGAAACCGAACGAACCGACGCCCGGGCCCGCCGCGAUGGGGGACGAGCCGAGCGAGGAGCGGAGCGGCGACCAGCCCGUCGUGGAGGACGACGCGACGACCGCGCCGGUGCCGGACAAGGCGCAAGUCGGCGGGUCCCCCGUGUACCUCGUCGAGAGGAAGCUCGGGAAGGGCGGGUUCGGUCAGGUGUACACCGGCCGCAGGGCGAACGCGUCGUCGACGCGUGGGAACAACGAGGCGAGCACGGGCACCGCGAACGCGACGCUGGUGGCGCUCAAAUUCGAACACCGCUCGUCGAAGGGAUGCAACUACGGCCCUCCGUACGAGUGGAGCGUGUACAACGCGUUCUCCUCCUUGGGAGGCAUCAUGGGCGUCCCGAAAGUGCACUUCAAAGGGCGCCAAGGGGAGUACUACGUCAUGGUCAUGGACCUCUUGGGGCCGUCGCUGUGGGACACGUGGAACACGAACGGACAGACGAUGACGCAGGACAUGGUGGCGUGCAUCGCCGUCGAGGCGCUCGCGAUUCUGGAGAAUUUCCACAGCAAAGGGUUCGUGCACGGAGACAUCAAGCCCGAGAACUUUUUGCUCGGCCCGCCCGGGACGCCGACGGAGAAGAAGCUGUACCUCGUCGACUUGGGGCUCGCGACGCGUUGGAGAGACGCCAUCUGCAGCACGCACGUCGACUACGACCAACGCCCGGACAUCUUCCGCGGGACGGUGCGUUACGCGUCCGUGCACGCGCACCUCGGACGGACGGGGUCGCGAAGAGACGACCUCGAGUCGCUCGCGUACACGCUGUUGUUCUUGCUGAAGGGGCGGCUCCCGUGGCAAGGGUACCAGGGCGACAACAAGGGGUUUUUAGGCGCGUUCUAUACACUGGUUCCCAUACGACCGCUGUGCAAAAAGAAGAUGGCGACGUCGGCGGAGGCGCUCUGUCGGUACACCCCCGCGGCGUUUAGGAAGUACAUGGAAGCGGUCGUGAACUUGCAGUUCCACGAGGAACCAAAGUACGGCGCGCUCGCGGCGCUGUUCACGCCGCUGUGCGGCGCUCCGUCGAAGCGUCCGAUCAGCACGGAGGCGGCGCAGAAGGUUGGGCAAAAGCGCAAAGAAGCCGGCAGGUCGCUCGAGGAGGAGGAAGGGCAGCCGAAGAAGAAGGUUCGCCUCGGCACCCCCGCGCAGCAGUGGAUCACCAUCUACAACGCGCACCGCCCGAUGAAGCAGCGGUAUCACUACAACGUCGCGAACUCGAGGAUCGAGCAGCACGUGGACAAGGGGAACGACGACGGCUUGUUCAUCUCCUCCGUGUCGUGCGCGCAAGAACUGUGGGCUCUCAUCAUGGACGCCGGCACCGGGUUCAGCGCGCAAGUGUGGGAGCUCUCCACGCAGUUCCUCCCGAAGGACUGGAUCCUCGAGCAGUGGGACGACGGGUACUACAUCACCGCGCUCGCCGGGAGCACGACCGGGAGCGCGCUCGUGAUCAUGUCCAAGGGGACGCCGUACACGCAGCAAUCGUACAAGGUGAGCGACUCGUUUCCGUUCAAGUGGAUCAACAAAAAGUGGAAGGAGGGGUUUUACGUCACGUCCAUGGCGACGUCCGGGACGCGAUGGGCGGUCGUCAUGUCGCGAAACGCCGGGUUCGUGGAUCAGUGCGUCGAGCUGGAUUUCAUGUACCCGUCCGAGGGGAUUCACCGGAGAUGGGACAGCGGGUUUCGGAUCACGUGCUGCGCGGCGACGCCGGACCAGGCGGCGUUCGUCUUGUCCAUCCCGCGGCGGCGGCCCGCGGACGAGACCCAAGAGACGCUGCGCACGAGCGCGUUCCCGAGCACGCACGUGAAGGAGAAGUGGGCGAAGAACCUGUACAUCUCCGCGGUCGCGUUCGGGCGCACGGUUUCGUGAGCGGCGGCGGGGAGCGGCGCGGAGGAGGGACGAAUAAUAAUCGCGAGAGACGAGAACGAACGAACGGACCAACGAGCGACGAACGGCGACGUUUCUUCUGUUUUUUAAACGCAGCGUUAGACGAGGGGCAUAACAAGCCUAUUGGAAUGACUACACUACUACGGAUUGAUGCUAUCGUG
This is a messenger RNA of Micromonas pusilla CCMP1545, 2459 nucleotides long. RefSeq names its product Serine/Threonine protein kinase. Gene Ontology annotation, cellular component: cytoplasm; nucleus. The transcript is spliced from 3 exons. Gene Ontology annotation, molecular function: protein serine/threonine kinase activity; ATP binding. Bases 184 to 2280 code for a protein of 698 amino acids. The record is from RefSeq and is a predicted model, not a curated record. Gene Ontology annotation, biological process: peptidyl-serine phosphorylation; endocytosis; signal transduction. Lineage: Eukaryota; Viridiplantae; Chlorophyta; Mamiellophyceae; Mamiellales; Mamiellaceae.